This is a messenger RNA of Galleria mellonella (greater wax moth), 1562 nucleotides long. Its product is annotated as lipase 3-like. Bases 66 to 1445 code for a protein of 459 amino acids. The transcript is spliced from 6 exons. Gene Ontology annotation, molecular function: hydrolase activity, acting on ester bonds. Gene Ontology annotation, biological process: lipid metabolic process. NCBI's taxonomy places the organism in Eukaryota, Metazoa, Arthropoda, Insecta, Lepidoptera, Pyralidae. The record is from RefSeq and is a predicted model, not a curated record.
AAGAUGAAAUUAUAAAAAGUAAACACAUAGAAAAUUUCCGAUCAUUUGUUAAAAGACAUUUUAAGAUGUGGUCACGAUUUCUUUUGGUAUUCUAUUCAGUGGUGUGCAGUUUAUGCCUGCCAGCUGGGAGGGAUAGACCCAUUUUUACUAUAUACGAAAUACCUGAAUGGAUCCGUUAUGAAGGGUAUGUGGCAGAACGCCACCACGUCACCACACAUGACGGCUACAUACUGGAGAUGCACAGGAUACCGUAUGGACAGCACCAGACCACAUCUGCCACUAGAAGACCAGUAGUUUUCAUGAUGCAUGGACUCAUGGUAGCUUCAAACUCUUAUAUCGCACUGGGUUCACAACGUGGUGUCGCUUACAACUUUGCGGAUGCUGGUUUUGAUGUAUGGCUUGGCAAUGCCCGUGGUAACACAUUAUCCCGUCGUCAUGUGACAUUAGACCCCGAUGAUUCAGAGGACAAAUCGCAGUUCUUCGACUUUAGUUUCGAAGAAAUUGGCAUGUACGAUGUAGCUCAAAUGAUUGAUUACGUUCUUAAUUAUACUGGGAAUGAGAAACUCCACUAUAUAGGCCAUUCGCAAGGAGGAACAGCGUUCCUCGUACUGGCAUCUAUGAAGCCGGAAUAUAAUGAGAAAUUCACUUCCGUACACCUUUUGGCUGGUGUGGGAUAUCAAGAAUACUUUCCAAACUCAGCGCUGCGGACAUUGGCGACAUUUACCAAUGUUAUAUACGCUGCAGCACUCGGUCUUGGCAUCGUAGAAGUAGACUCGCCACUUUCUUUUAAUAGAACAACCGACGAUUCAGCAGACUACAGUUUACCAGAUAUCUGUGAUGACAAUGCUGAGCAGGAAUUUUUAUGCGAUUUGGAGACCAUUACCAAAUUAAUAAGAGAUGAUGUUAUAGAAGAAGACAUUAUGGGAUCUAUGUUUGGAGGAGCUGCCUUAAAACAAAUAGCACAUUACGGUCAAAAUAUAAGAGACAAGUCAUUUAGACGCUGGAAUUAUGGUGCAAUACGAAACAGAGAAAUAUAUGGAUCAACAAGUCCACCAAUAUAUAACAUAAGUUUGAUAACGGCCAAUGUAACGAUGCAUUAUACUGUUAAUGAUAAUUUACUUGAUGAAAGAGAUGUGCUGGCUAUGGCAAAUGAUAUGCCUAAUACAGUAGUAAGAAGAGUAGCCAGAGAUGAUUUCUUGCAUGCAGAUUUUGUAGCUGCUUUCGACGCUAAAGACUUAGUAACGGAUUACAUAAUAGAAUCUAUGCUACAAUUACAAGAUAUAGAGUAUAUAGAAUCAGAAGAGGAUGAUUCGGAAAAUAUAGACGACAGUACUGAAUCCGAAGAUAUAACUGAUCCAAACAAACCAGAUUCCAGUAGUAUUAUAGUAUUGAGUCUAAUGAUUAAAAUAUAUUUAUCUAUUUACGCAUUAUGGGUAAUAGUGUAAUAACAAUGUAAAAGUUUUUGCUUGAUUGAGUAAAUAAGUAAUGUAAAUAAUUGCUGAUAUGUAGUACCAUUAAGUUAUAAGUUGUGUUAAGUAUUAAACAAAAAUACUAUUCUUCAA